Messenger RNA from Mauremys mutica (yellowpond turtle), 1568 nucleotides. RefSeq names its product nucleic acid binding protein 2 (gene NABP2). NCBI's taxonomy places the organism in Eukaryota, Metazoa, Chordata, Testudines, Geoemydidae. Gene Ontology annotation, cellular component: SOSS complex. The record is from RefSeq and is a predicted model, not a curated record. Gene Ontology annotation, molecular function: DNA binding. The transcript has 7 exons. Gene Ontology annotation, biological process: response to ionizing radiation; mitotic cell cycle checkpoint signaling; double-strand break repair via homologous recombination. The coding region runs from base 273 to 914 and encodes 213 amino acids.
CAGGGAAAGUCGGGGGGGGGGACCCUCCUGAUUCCCCCCACUAGCCCCUUCUGCAGCAGCCUCGGGAGCUUUGGUAAAGGGGCCUGAGCUCCCUUGCAGGUGGUGCAUUGCAGGGCAGGGGGCAUGCAUGUGGCAGGAUACAUGCACCACCCCAGCAAUUUUCAGUCCCCAAAUCGUGUCUCCUGUUCCCCCCUCCUCUGCAAGAAUUUCCACCAACACGCGAGCGAACUGAUCCUCCCAGAUAACGCAGUGGAAGCCAGACGCCGCUCAAUAUGACGACUGAAACCUUUGUAAAGGACAUUAAACCUGGCUUGAAAAACUUGAACCUUAUUUUUAUUGUACUGGAAACAGGUCGGGUGACCAAGACAAAGGACGGCCACGAGGUGCGGACGUGCAAAGUAGCCGACAAAACGGGCAGCAUCAACAUCUCGGUGUGGGACGACGUAGGGAACCUCAUUCAGCCGGGGGACAUCAUCCGAUUGACCAAAGGCUACGCGUCAGUUUUCAAAGGCUGCCUGACGCUCUACACGGGCCGCGGAGGAGACCUGCAGAAAAUCGGAGAGUUCUGCAUGAUUUACUCCGAGGUCCCGAACUUCAGCGAACCCAACCCGGAGUACGUGACCCAGCAGUCCCAGAGCAAAGCCGCCCAGAACGACAACGCAACCCCUGCUGCUCCCCAGAAUACCCCGGGCCCCGCCGCAUCGGCCCCAGCUGCCGAUAACCAGAACGGCAACGGGCUGAGUGCCCCAGGCCCUGGCGCCCUCCCCCACCCGCCAAAUGUCCCAUCCCACCCCACCAGCGGCCGGAUCACCAGGAGCCAGCCGAACCACCAGGGCGCGGGCUCGGCCGGGUCCGGCUCAUCCUCCAGCCCCAUCAGCAACGGCAAAGAGACCCGGCGAAGCAGCAAGAGAUAACGCCUGGGGUUGGGCCCCCCCGCCCCAGCUCUGUGCCGGCUCGCAGGGAGGAGGCUGAGCCGGAGGGCGGGGAGUGGGGGAGAGACCGUGGCCGGCUGGCGCUAUGGGCUAGAUCAGAGACAGCGAAACCAAGAGCGUUUUCCUCGCCGCGGUCGUGACCAUUUUAACCAGGACUGUGGCCUUCUCCUGAGCAGUGAUGGGGAGGGGGGUGCCCCCCCCAUUGGAAACCAGCCCUUUAUCUUCACGGCUCUGCUCUGAGACUAAUCUGAACCACAGCCAACCGCCCUGCCCCCACUGGGAUCCCCUCGGGGGGGUGUGUGCCAGGCCCCCCCCCCCGGAUUUCAUUCCUCUUUUUUUUUUUUUUUUUAAACAAAUAUCCUGAAACUUUUUAGCAAACUUUAAAAAGCUGAUUUUGCCAGGUGGAGUCAGUGGCCAGGGGGCAGCCGGGGACUGCUGAGGCCUCGGGGCAUAGGACAGGGGGGCAGCAGCAGUGGGGCUCCCCCCCUCCUUGCCCCUGGAAGGGGCCCAUUUGGGUCUUGGUGUCUCAGCGGAGGGGGGGCGAUGGGGCGGGGCGCUGGCUGCAGGCCAGGUCGGCCGUGAUCCCCGCCUGGGCCCCCUGUACGUCUCCGUCCUUACGAGCGCCCCCCUCGCAGG